Protobothrops mucrosquamatus (brown spotted pit viper) is the source of this 2505-nucleotide messenger RNA. It is a transcript of the gene SP4, whose product is annotated as Sp4 transcription factor. The record is from RefSeq and is a predicted model, not a curated record. NCBI's taxonomy places the organism in Eukaryota, Metazoa, Chordata, Lepidosauria, Squamata, Viperidae. Bases 16 to 2298 code for a protein of 760 amino acids. The transcript is spliced from 5 exons.
AAGAAGGAGGAAACUAUGCCUUCUGAGGGAGAGAAAUCUCCUGAGGCUGAGAACAACAAUAGGAACAAAAAAACUGGAGCUUCUCAGGAUUCUCAGCCCUCCCCUCUGGCUCUGUUGGCAGCAACCUGCAGUAAAAUAGGAACUCCUGGUGAUAAUCAAUCAACUGGACAACAGAUUAUUAUAGAUCCAAGUCAGGGUUUGGUUCAGCUUCAGAGUCAACCACAGCAGUUGGAAUUAGUGACAACUCAACUUGCUGGAAAUGGUUGGCAACUUGUUGCAGCUCCUCCUGCUUCAAAAGAAAACAACAACCAGCAAACAUCUUCUGUUAUUUCAACUAUAGCAAAUCCCUCCAAUAGCAACAAUGGAAAUGUAUCUCCCUCAAAAACUAAAUCAAGUAAUUCUUCUGGAGUAACUUCAGGACAAUUUCAAGUCAUCCAACUUCAGAAUUCAGGUGGUAGCGUUCGGUACCAAGUGAUUCCACAAAUUCAGACAACAGAAGGUCAACAAAUUCAGAUAAAUCCUGCUAAUGCCACAGCUCUGCAAGAUAUACAGGGUCAGAUUCAGCUUAUUCCUGCAGGGAAUAAUCAAGCUAUCAUUGCAACUGCAAAUAGGACAGCUUCUGGAAAUUUUAUUGCUCAGAAUUUGGCAAAUCAAACAGUGCCUGUCCAGAUUAGGCCUGGUGUUUCUAUUCCAUUGCAGCUACCUAUUGCUGGUACUCAGGCUCAAGUUGUAACUUCAUUGCCUAUAAAUAUUGGGGGAGUGACUCUAGCAUUACCUGUAAUAAAUGUUGCAACAGGUAGUAGUUCUGGACAAGUUGUCCAAUCCACUGAUAGUGGGCUAUCCAAUGGAAACCAGCUGUUGUCCACACCUGUCACAACAACUUCUGUUAGUGCUGUGCCUGAAUCUCCUACUUCCACUUGCACAACCACAGCCUCCACAGCAUUAACAGGCAAUGAAACAUUAGUUAAUACUGGAGAAACAGGCCAGUAUGCAAGCACAGCGAAUAGUUCUGAAACUAGUACUGAAGAAGCUCAAACUACCACAUCUGAAACAGAGGCACAAAAUUCUAGUCAGCUUCAAUCCAAUGGAUUGCAAAAUGUACAGGAUCAGUCAAAUUCACUACAACAGGUUCAAAUAGUAGGUCAGCCUAUUCUCCAGCAGAUCCAGAUCCAACAGCCUCAGCAGCAGAUCAUUCAAGCAAUUUCUCCACAAUCUUUCCAGCUUCAGUCAGGACAAACUAUUCAGGCUAUUCAGCAACAGUCAUUGCAAAAUAUUCAGCUGCAAGCAGUGAGUCCAACACAAGUACUCAUUAGAGCACCAACUUUAACCCCAUCAGGACAAAUCAGCUGGCAGACAGUACAAGUCCAAAAUCUUCAAAGUCUUUCAAAUCUCCAAGUUCAAAAUGCUGGGCUACCCCAGCAAUUAACUAUUACCCCUGUGUCUUCAAGUGGUGGUACAAUUGCGCAAAUAGCACCAGUAGCUGUUGCUGGCACACCAAUAACACUUAAUGCUGCUCAGAUUGCUUCAGUGCCUAAUCUUCAAACCGUAAGUGUGGCCAACUUGGGUGCUGCAGGUGUUCAAGUGCAAGGAGUGCCAGUUACUAUUACAAGUGUUGCAGGUCAACAACAAGGACAAGAUGGAGGAGUGAAAGUACAGCAAGCAACAAUAGCUCCUGUAACUGUAGCUGUUGGAGGUAUAGCUAAUGCAGCAAUGGGUGCUGUUAGUCCUGAUCAAAUAACUCAAGUGCAGCUGCAACAAGCUCAGCAAGCAUCUGAUCAAGAAGUGCAGCCUGGCAAAAGAUUAAGAAGAGUUGCUUGUUCAUGCCCUAAUUGUAGAGAAGGGGAUGGAAGAAGCAGCAAUGAACCAGGAAAAAAGAAACAACAUAUCUGCCAUAUUGAAGGCUGUGGUAAAGUAUAUGGGAAAACAUCUCAUCUCCGGGCACAUCUUCGCUGGCAUACAGGGGAAAGGCCAUUUGUGUGCAAUUGGAUCUUCUGUGGGAAAAGAUUUACAAGAAGUGAUGAAUUGCAGAGACAUAGACGAACCCAUACAGGGGAGAAAAGAUUUGAAUGUCCAGAGUGUUCUAAAAGAUUUAUGCGAAGUGAUCAUCUCUCCAAGCAUGUCAAAACACAUCAGAACAAGAAGGGUGGAGGAACAGCCCUUGCUAUUGUUACCUCAGGUGAAUUGGACCCUUCAGUUACUGAGGUUCUUGGAUCUCCAAGGAUUGUUGCAGUAGCAGCCAUUUCUCAAGAUUCAAAUCCAGCAACUCCAAAUGUUUCAGCAAACAUGGAGGAAUUCUGAAAUAAUAUUACAUAGAUGCCUAGAACUGCACUUAGGUUUACAUACUUUUCAAGAUACAGAAGUGGGCUAGUAAAAGUGUAUAACAGAGCAGAAUAUCAUGUAUUCAGUCUUGAUUACUAUAAGUAUUCCAAGCUGGAAAAUUAGCAUAAAAAGUGUACUUUGUAGAAUAAGACAACAUUAAGAAAAACAGAAUCAAUUCAUAGAGAU